ACCACUGGGGGCCGGGAGCGGGGAGCAGUGGCGUGGAGCUGUCCUCGCGCUCGCACCCGGGACCCGGAGCUGCGGGGUUUGAGACCGGCGAGCCGACCGCUGCGGGGACCCGGGCCGAACGGAGCGGCGGGAGCAGGAUGGCAGAGACCGUCGGAUCCGUGGCUCUGAUUGUAGCCCCGGCCCGCCGGCGCUGCCUGUGGUCGGUGCUGGCCGCGAUGCUCGGGCUGUUGACAGCCAGGAUAUCGGCCCUGGAGGUGCACACUCCCAAAGAAAUCUUCGUGGUGAAUGGGACCCAAGGCAAGCUGACGUGCACAUUCGAUUCUCCCAACACAACUGGGUGGCUGACCACGGUCUCCUGGAGCUUCCAGCCAGAUGGCACGGACAGUGCAGUGUCGUUUUUCCACUACUCACAAGGACAAGUGUACAUUGGGGAUUAUCCUCCGUUUAAAGACCGCGUCACCUGGGCUGGGGACCUCGACAAGAAAGAUGCAUCCAUCAAUAUAGAAAAUAUUCAGUCUGUUCACAACGGCACCUACAUCUGUGAUGUCAAAAACCCUCCUGAUAUAGUUGUCCGGCCUGGGCACAUUAGGCUCCACGUGGUGGAAAUAGACAAUUUACUGGUGUUCCUGGUGUGGGUGGUGGUGGGCACCGUCACUGCCGUGGUCCUUGGCCUCACCCUGCUCAUCAGCCUGGUUCUGGUGGUCCUCUACCGGAGGAAGCACGCGAAGCGGAAUUACGCGGGCUGCAGUACAUCAGAGCGUUUGUCACCAGUUAAGCAGGCUCCACGGAAGUACCCCUCCGACACAGAGGGCCUAGUAAAGAGUCCGCCUUCCGCCGGAUCUCACCAGGGCCCAGUCAUAUACGCGCAGUUAGAUCACUCUGGUGGACAUCACAGUGGCAAGAUUAAUAAGUCGGAGUCUGUGGUGUAUGCGGACAUCAGGAAAGACUAAGAGAAGAUCCCAAACUACCUUAAGCAAGAAACAAAUCCAAACUGGACUCUUGUGCAGAAGAUGCCCGUAACCACGUGUGGUCUUGAGGACUCGAGCAAGGACAAGCACAUGUAUACUCAGAGAGAAAAGAAAAUGUAUAUAAAGGAUAUGUAUAUUCUAUUUAAUCUUCCUGAUGUGAGAGGCCAAGGGUUGCAUGAUGAAGAAAUGGUUUGUGUCUACGUAAGUGUAAA
Messenger RNA from Microtus ochrogaster (prairie vole), 1180 nucleotides. It is a transcript of the gene Mpzl1, whose product is annotated as myelin protein zero like 1. Gene Ontology annotation, cellular component: focal adhesion; plasma membrane; cell surface. The record is from RefSeq and is a predicted model, not a curated record. NCBI's taxonomy places the organism in Eukaryota, Metazoa, Chordata, Mammalia, Rodentia, Cricetidae.